Cetraspora pellucida is the source of this 491-nucleotide messenger RNA. The record is from the annotation of a GenBank genome assembly. NCBI's taxonomy places the organism in Eukaryota, Fungi, Glomeromycota, Glomeromycetes, Diversisporales, Gigasporaceae.
GUCUAAAUAUCCGAUCCAAACGUUUCUACUUUUGGAAAGAAAUUAAUCACGCCGAAAGGAUGUUAAAAACCGCAAAAGCGACAACCGAUGGAGUCUUAAACACGAUUAAUAUGAUUAACAUAACGAAUAACAAUCUAGAAAAUAAGUUUAGUUAUCGACAAAUAAAACAAGCCAAAGAACUUCAUAAUUUGAAGGCCGAAAGGAUGUUAAAAACCGCAAAAGCGACAACCGAUGGAGUCUUAAACACGAUUAAUAUGAUUAACAUAACGAAUAACAAUCUAGAAAAUAAGUUUAGUUAUCGACAAAUAAAACAAGCCAAAGAACUUCAUAAUUUGAAGGCCAAAGGGAUGUUAAAAACCGCAAGAGCGACAACUGAUAGAGUCUUGAACACGAUUAAUGUAAUUAACACAACAAAUGUAAUACACAAAUAUAAUCUUAAAUCUUUGUUUCUGGCUAAGAAAGCAAUUAAUCAAAACAGAGUACAUAACUAG